AUGGAUCCACCUCUGCCAACCCUGGAGGCCAUCAUCAGAUCCUCCUGUGUCAGAAAAGCCAGGGCUAUCACAGGUGACCCCUUACAUCCCACCCACUACCUGUUUGACCCGCUGCCCUCUGAUCAGCGCCUCAGGGAGUUCACACAGGAAGUGUGCAGAGAUGAGGUGAUCACAUCACCACAGACCACAGAAAGUCAACCAAUGAUGGGUGAAGAAAAGAGGUUUAAUGCCCUCAUUUGUCUUCUCAUUUCCCCCCCGCAGGCCAGUUAUCCUACAUGGGAGGACUUUGUAUCCAAAGGAAAUAAACUGCAGUCACAGCUCAGAACGACCAUCGUGGUGACCGGAGCCUUCCUGGAUGCUUUUCAGAAGGUGGCAGACAUGGCGACCGGAACCAGAGGUGCCACCAAGGAGAUAGGCUCAGCGCUAACCAGGAUGUGUAUGAGACACCGGAGCAUCGAGUCCAAACUUAAGCUGUUUACCACGUCCCUCUCAGAAGGUCUCAUCACACCUCUUGAGUUGAAAAUGGAGGAGUGGAAAAAAGUGGCCAGUCAGCUGGAUAAAGACCACGCCAAAGAGUACAAGAAGGCCAGAGCAGACAUCAAGAAGAAAUCUUCAGACACCAUCAAACUGCAGAAGAAGGUGAAGAAAGGGAAGGAUGAAGCUCGGGGACAAUUGGACAACGCGCUGCAGGACGUCAAUGUGCGCUACGCUGUGCUGGAGGACACCGAGAAGCGAGCUGUGUGCAGAGCACUGAUAGAAGAAAGAGCUCGAUACUGUAGUUUUGUCAGCAUGCUGAAGCCUGUGCUGGACCAUGAGAUCAACAUGCUGGGUGAGGUGACACACCUGCAGACCAUUCUGGAAGAUCUGACAAACUUGACAGCUGAACCCAAUAAACUUCCACCAGCCAGCGAGCAGGUGAUCCUGGACCUUAAAGGUUCUGAUUUCAGCUACACCUAUCAGACACCUCCAGCUUCUCCCAGUAACACUCUCUCCAGGAAGAGCAGCAUCAGCAGCUACCAGUCAGGAUCAGUGAGACAUGUUCCCUCUUUGGACUCUAUCAGCUGUGCUGUGGAUGGACUACACAUGCAGCGCUGCUCCUCCCCCUAUCUGCUCACCGGCUGCGAUGAAAGCGGUCGAUCUCUCAGCGAAGGGAACUCCCCCUCUCGCCUCGGCCGUCACGGCAGCCGUGGUCGCUAUGGUUACGCAGCUGGCUAUGGCCACCGCCCCGCUCAGAGUCGCCGCUUUAGCCGCAGGGAUUUGAAAACUGAUUCAGUUGGGUCCACCAAUCAGCUGGCCUCUGGGGGAACUGGAGGGGCGGAGAACGGCCUCUUGGCCCCUCCACACAAUGCCUACAUACAUGGAGAGCGAGCUCGCGCCAUGUCUGCAUCUGGAAAGCACUGCUUGGCCCAGGAUCAGCUGGCAUUGUCACUGGGUGCACUGAAUUCUGACGCCUCGAGAAGCAGCAGAGAUUCUCUGCACUGUUCCAGCGGCUAUAGCACCCAAACAACCACCCCGUCCUGCUCCGAGGACACUAUACACACCCACACUGUAAAGAGAGAUCCUCCUAUCUAUGUCGACUAUGAGUCCAUCUCUCUCCACGGAGACACUGACUCUAUCUCCUUACAUCACCUCUCCCACGGCAACAGCCAGUCAGAUUUCGACAAGUCAUCGACCAUCCCGAGAAACUCCGACCUCAGAUUCCAGUACCGGGAGUUCAUCCACUCCAAGCGUCCUGCCUCUACUGUCAGCCUAUUGGCUGAGUCCGACUUGAGUGGUGUGUCUAACCGCCAGAUGCCAUCCCACACGGCAACCAUCAGGCGAAAACCUUCAUCUAAGCCGCCUUUUCGCAGAGGAACAAUCAGUGGUGGGGUUCCCAUCCCCAUCUCCACCCCGCAGGUUCCACUCAAACCCCUCGGCGGAACCAACGGAAGCGAUGAGAACGUUUUCAAAGUGCCCUCUUCUGUAGGUUUAGGUCACAGUAAACUCUGCACCUCCACCCAGAGCCUUAGUGCUUUACCACCCUCCUCCUCCCCAUACUACCAGAUUGUCCCAGGCCAGAUGCCCAUCCCAGUGCCCAUACCCACUGUUCCUUCACUGCCAUCUGAGGGAGGGAACAGUGUCAAACAACAGCAACAGAGGCAAUACCAGCAACAUCAGCAAUACAGUCAACCACAGCAACAGCACAACCAGCAAUUCCAGAUUCAACAGUUCCAGCAACAGCAACAGAUUCAGCAGCAACAGUUCCAGCAGCAGAAACAGAUUCAGCAGCAACAGUUCCAGCAGCAGAAACAGAUUCAGCAGCAGCAGUUCCAGCAAUGGCAACAGAUUCAGCAGCAGUUUCAACAUCAGCAGCAGCAGCAGCAGUUCCAACAGCCCCAGAUUCAGCAAGCCCAGCAGCUGCAGCCUCAGCACGAUCAGUAUCAGCUGCAGUUGAACCAGCAGCAGAAACAGAAGCUGUUCCAGCAGCAGCAACAGCAGCACCAGGCCUACACUACUCAGGCAGAGCCCUCCGGUGUGCCCAACAACAUCAACUACCAGCCCCAGGCUCCUCCACCCUCCAGCCAGGACCAAAACCCUGAGCAGGUCACCCUAGAAGAAGAAGAAGGAGAUGGAGGAGGCAACAGAAACAUGUUGACCCUUCUUAGAGGAGUAAAGCUCAGAAGGACCAUCACCAAUGAUCGCUCUGCCCCUCUCCUACCCCCUCCAACCAAUCACAAAUGAGGCUGACCAGCAGAUUUUUAUUUCUCUGCUAAACUGUUAAGUUUAGUUUGGUUUCUGAAGAGAUAUCAGAGUGUGUCAGCACAGAGAAAACUCAAACACACUUUGAAAGUGUUGACAGAUUGAUUUUUUUCGCUGGAACUCAACAUUGCUUGUUUUAUUUUAUAAAUUUACUUGAUUGCCCUUUUAAAUUUAUGUUUUAAGCAUUUUUGAGACUUUUCUGUUGUUGCAGCAAACGUCUUUUUGCCUUUUUUUUCAUGCAUUUUGAUUGUGGAUAAAGUUUUUGUGUGACUCAGUCUUACAAAAAGAACUUUUGAUUUGAUUAUUUUAGUUGGUACUCACUUCCUGGUCAGAAAAUGUCAUUAGGCAGAACAGGAAGCUGUUAGCAUCUUUGGCCUGGCUGUGUUUGAUUUGCUUUCUGCUUAGUCUCCCAGGAUGGCGGGGUUUAUCAGUAGUUCAGUGGACUCACAGUGGUUGAACCAUGAUCGUGGAGUUUCGAAUUUACUGACUCUGGGUCAGUGAUUGUCUGGUGUAUUUGAUCUGAGUAUUUAGUUGGUUUCUGGUCAUCUCAAAGAGCCAAAUGCUAACACUCGUGACUUUGCAUCUGGCUUUAGAUUUAAAUAAGGUAGAACAAGAAAGAGUUUGAGGACACAAGGACUGGGUUUGAGAUAUAUUGAGAUAUAUAUAUAUAUUUUUUUUAAGUGGCAUAUGGUCUGAGGUCACUUGAUUGCUCUUACCUUAGAUUGGAGAUUUGUGCCACUCCUGGGACUCCAAAUGUUUCCUCUGAACGUGAGAGUUUAUGGAAUACAAUGAAAAAUGUUACUGUGGGGAAAAACUCUGGUUUGCUGUGUAAAUAAGCAUCAAAUUUUUUUUUAGAGCAAAAAUCACAAAUAGACAGCGGUUUGUUGGCAACUUUAUGAGGCAACACUGAUGUUUCAGAAGAAGCGGCUUGACAAAUGUGGGUUGCAUUUUUGCUAAACAUAGCUGGCUAUGAUGAGCUGAACUGUAGAACAAAACUACCACAGGGGACUGAUGGUUUGAAUGUACUUUAUAAGGUAAACGCUGCCAUGUUUCAAGACUUAGAUUUAGUCUAGACUUAGUCUUUAGAUUUAUUUACACAGAUAUGUGCAUCAACAAGAAUGCUUUAAACAUCAUUUUGUUAAAGAGAUAUUGUGGACAAGAUACUACAUGAAUACCAAGAAAUAAGUUUUUGGCAUUUCUUGUUACUUGGUGACCAACAUAUACAUUAAUCCAAAACAACUUUAAAGUAAUUGUUUGUAGUUCUCUUUAGUUCCACUAUUAUUGGAACCCACAGAACCUAUGCAUCGGUUUAUUCUGGUGUCUUCUGUAAAUGCAUGACUGAAUCUGGGUGGUUUGUAGGCCAUGUCGUGAUAAUUCAUGUUAUGUGGCUUUGAAGUCCACUUGAUGAGUGUGCAUAUCCUGGUUACAAUAUUUUAAGGAGUCCUCCUUGUUGUUGUUCCCCUGUAUAGUUAUAGGACAUCAAUGAUGCGGAUUUAAGCACAGCUAACAUGUUGGCACGAGGAACAUUGAAUAAUACAGUUUUAUUCACAAGUAGUAAAAGCUAUGCUGAAGUUAUGUUUGAAGGGCAUCAGGAGCAGAUGUAACUUGACAAUUAUUUCGAUUUUUAAAAAGAGUUAUAUUAUUAUAUAAAAUGUGAGAAAACCAUAAAAAAUGUCUCGUUUUUCUAAAUUACUCAGAUUAUAUUAAACUAAGUUAUUUUUUUCAGCUCUAGUUACAGGUUUAAAAAUUGUUUUUGAGUAUCAACAAAGACCUUGUGAUUUUUCCAUAUUGACUAUUGGAAAAUUCAGAAGCUACUUAUAGCACUAUGCUUUUAUCAUUUAGACAAACAUUUUUCAAAUUAGUUUCUAUAAACAAAGGAUCUGCUAUAUUCAGUGAAGUUUAGGUUUUGCUUGAAGUUUUCAAUUCAACUCCACCCACUGAAAUAUCUCUGAAACAUUCGUUUUAGUUGAUUUACUGUAAUCAACUCGGAUAAAAUGCUGCUGAGCCUCAAACUGUCGUAACUUUAAAUUAAACAUUUUUUCUACAGAGUUUGGUUGGACUGAAAUAGCUGGUUCUAUUUUUGAUCUUUGUUCCAAUUUGGUAAAAUGUUUACCUCUGCUAAUCAUGACCUUCUAAAUCGUAUAAGUCUCUUUAUUUUAUUUUUUAUUCCCUGUUUUGUUUUUGUUUUAUUUUGUUUUUUAGUUUAUAGUCCUUUAAGUCACACCUCAGAUGUUAUCAGUAAUUAACCUGGAGUUUUGUCUUCUGAUGCACUUCAGUCUAAGGCCAUGAGAAAUUGGGGGCGCUCACUUCCUGUGCUUGAACCAGAAAAAUAUAGCAUCAAGUGCAGGUUAAUAAAAGUUGACUAAAGAAAUAAUUUGUAGCUUAGCAUAUUUUACCAUGGCAGCCUCAUUACUUGGGUGUUUCCUGCUAAUGCAGCUGCUAAACCAUUGUGUUGCUUCUAAAAGUUGCCCAUCUUCUUCAUUUGUGAGCUGUUAGCAUGUUGGACUCAGAUUGUCCUCAGUUAAAGAUUUGGCGAAUUUGAGUGGUUAAAAUAAUUUUUGUUUGAGCAACAGCUGAUUACUUUUAUAAUAAUUUAAUGUGGUAGUUCUUCUGUUGAUUAAUCCAACAAUAAUUAGGUUUAUAAAAGAUCAGGAAAUUGCACAAAACAGUCAAAUGUCCAAAAUCCAUAAAUAGUCAAAUUACAAUUUUAGAAAUCAAAGAAAAAGUUUUUUUUUCUUUUUGUGUUGG
Molecule: messenger RNA, 5487 nt
Organism: Pundamilia nyererei
Lineage: Eukaryota; Metazoa; Chordata; Actinopteri; Cichliformes; Cichlidae
Gene: mtss1
Product: MTSS I-BAR domain containing 1
Exons: 16
Coding region: 1-2721 (906 amino acids)
Biological process (GO): plasma membrane organization; cell projection assembly
Cellular component (GO): cytoplasmic side of plasma membrane; actin cytoskeleton
Molecular function (GO): phospholipid binding; actin binding
Source: RefSeq, a predicted model, not a curated record